AGUCUCCUCUCCUCCUCUGGAAACAUAGUAAUACUAACAGCAACAGAAAGGCGUCUCCUUGGAGCCCUCUCUAUCUUCCAUCCAAGGAUCAAAUGGGUCUUCUCGACCAACUGUGGGACGACACCGUCGCCGGGCCUCCGCCCGUCGGCAAGCUCCGCAAGUACAACUCCUUUUCCCCUUCAUCCUCCGCUGCUGCUUCUUCCGCCGCCGCCGCCGCUGGCGGCGUUGCUCAGGUCACCCGCAGCGUCACCAUCCUGCGCACCGCGUCCUCCUCCGCCGCCACCUCUCCCCGCUCUCCCUCCUCGCCGGCCAGCGCCCCGGACUCCCCCCUCGCGCCGCCGGGGCCGUGGGGAGACUGGAAGCGGUUGCGGAGAAAACCGGUGCCGGUGGCUGAGGGAGCGGGGAUGGCCGAGCCGAGAACCCCCACCGUCUAUGACUGGGCCACUGGAACGCAAAAGACUGUCUUUUUACGCUUGCGCAAUUGUAAUUACCGGAAGAAACAUGGUUUGCAGGGUGGUGAUAAGUUCUCUAGACAGAUGAAAGUGAGAUGGGGGAGAAAGCUUGCUAGGAAAGCUAAGAGAAGAAGAAGACAGUCGCAGACAAGGAGUUGCCGUCACCUUUGUUUGUAUCUUGAUCUGUGCAUAUGAUGCAGGUUUUUGUAGCUAUAAGAAAGCAGUGGAAGGAGUCAGGAAAAAGUUUGUAGGAGACUUUUGAGCCAUGGAGGGCACAGCAUGGACCUAUGCAAUCAUUUCCCCCACUUGGCUUUGUCCCCUCCUUCUGUUUGUAAUCUUUGUGCUUGUGAAUUAAGCGGUGGGUCUUCUGUUCAA
Musa acuminata AAA Group (dessert banana) is the source of this 827-nucleotide messenger RNA. Its product is annotated as dormancy-associated protein homolog 4-like. Bases 93 to 647 code for a protein of 184 amino acids. The record is from RefSeq and is a predicted model, not a curated record. NCBI's taxonomy places the organism in Eukaryota, Viridiplantae, Streptophyta, Magnoliopsida, Zingiberales, Musaceae. The transcript has 3 exons.